UUGAAAAAAAAAAAAUUUAAUCUGUAUGUUUACAUAUUAAGUUUAUCUAUACUUAAUUACUUAUGGUCUUUGAGAUAACUUGUACUUAAUUGGAUGAAGUAUAAAGUGCAACUAUCGCGCAAGCGGUACACAAUUUCAGCACUGCGCACUUCUUAAAUAUAACCUUUGAUAGAGUCGCGCGCGAAAUGAUUAAUUCUGCAUAUGUAGCAGCUGUAAGCGCGCAGUAACGACAGUAAACAGAGACUUUACUACCCGGUCCCGGUGACUUUGUUUGGUUUCAUUUUUUUCCACCUAAAACGUCAAUCGAAAACACAAUACUCCCAUUAUGUUCGUUGCAAGAAGAGCCCUUGUCACUGGAUCUCGAAUAUGCAAGGAGACUGCCAUCAGAGCAAAGCACUGCCUGCCAGAGCUGCCAUACGACUACAAGGCCCUGGAGCCCAUCAUCUGUGCUGAAAUCAUGCAGCUCCAUCACUCCAAACAUCAUGCCACCUAUGUAAACAAUCUUAACGUUGCCGAGGAAAAGCUGAAGGAAGCCGUUGCCAAGGGUGAUGUCAGUGCUCAGAUUGCUUUGGCACCUGCUAUCAAGUUCAACGGAGGUGGCCACCUGAAUCACAGCAUCUUCUGGCAAAAUCUUUCGCCCAACUCGUGCAAGCCAGAUGCUGCUCUCUUGAGCCAGAUAGAAAAGGACUUCUGUAGUUUGGAAGAGAUGAAAAAGAGACUGUCGGAGGCAACGGUUGCGAUUCAAGGCUCUGGCUGGGGCUGGCUUGGUUACAAUCAAAAAGAUAAGCAACUGCAGAUAGCCACCUGUGCCAAUCAGGAUCCGCUUCAAGCGACGACAGGAUUGAUCCCACUGUUUGGUAUCGAUGUGUGGGAACACGCUUAUUACUUACAGUACAAAAAUGUGCGACCAGACUACGUGAAAGCAAUCUUUGACAUUGCCAACUGGAAUGAUAUUGGUGCUCGUUACAAAAAAGCUGCUGGUUGCUAGACAUCCAGAGUUGUCAGAUUUUUGGAGCAUUUAAUUCUGUUAUUGCACGAAUCGCAGCGCGAGAUUAGAAUCGCAACUUUUGUAUCUAUGAUAUGCAUUACAUUAGUUUCUUAAGAUACUCCAAAGCACCCUUUGUUUUAUAUGAAACAUUACCAGGUCUGUGAUUAUAAUUGUAACGCAGUGGUAAAUACAAGGCUUGAAACAUCCAA
Molecule: messenger RNA, 1197 nt
Organism: Copidosoma floridanum
Lineage: Eukaryota; Metazoa; Arthropoda; Insecta; Hymenoptera; Encyrtidae
Gene: Sod2
Product: superoxide dismutase 2
Biological process (GO): superoxide metabolic process
Cellular component (GO): mitochondrion
Molecular function (GO): superoxide dismutase activity; manganese ion binding
Source: RefSeq, a predicted model, not a curated record